UAGUUGUAAGUCGUAAGAAUGCUAUUUUCUUUCGAAUAGAAUGUGCAUUGUCGUGAUUUUACUUUCAUACGACCCUUGGCUAAAGUGCACAUUUUUACAUUUUUAGUGCAUCGCUUUUGAUUCUGAUCACAUAUGACUGACUCUAAGAAUCAUAGUUAUUGGAAACUUUUCAAACAUAUUGUUUUAAAAGGAUUUCAAGGAGGAGCACUUUUAGGACUUGCUAGUGCACCGUAUAUUGCAUAUCACCACGUUGACAGCUUUAGCUUUUCCAGUGGACAAGAUCUUUCUGCAACUUUGAACGUUGCUUGGAAAAUUACACAAGAAACUUCGUGGAAAGCGGCUACUUGGGGCUUGGCUGGUGGCGCUCUAUCGGGAGCUAUUGGAGUAGCUAAACUUAGUAUCAUGGAUCCCCUAGAUGUUCAAGGUCGUGUGGAAGCUUUGUCAGAAAGCAAAGGUCAACUUGAAAUGGAUCGCUUUGCAAAAUAUUCAGCCAUUGCUGGAGGCACUUUAUUUGCAUUGAAAUAUUUAGUGUCCACGCUUUCAAAUAUUCAAGGUGUCUCUGAUAAUACUUGGUCGUUCGAUGACGUCAAUAAGGACAUAUUCAAUAUGACUAGUUCUCUUUUAGGAGCAGUCGUGUACGGAGCUGCACUAGGAACUGCUGCGGGUGUUGCAAGUCAUUUAAUAUUCAAACCCGAGUAUAGACCUAGGAUAAAUAAGAUGCUUACGAACCUUUUCUAUUAGCUUAGAGCUUCAGAAAUUUUGUUGACUCUGAAACAAAUAACAGCCUUUGAAGAGUGGUGAUAAAUUCCCCCAAUUGUGU
Molecule: messenger RNA, 820 nt
Organism: Galdieria sulphuraria
Lineage: Eukaryota; Rhodophyta; Bangiophyceae; Galdieriales; Galdieriaceae
Exons: 1
Coding region: 133-741 (202 amino acids)
Source: RefSeq, a predicted model, not a curated record